GCCUGGGGCGUGCGGACACCCUCCAGCUCCUCGCGCCUCCCCUCCGCGUCCGCUGCGCCACCAUGACGGAACAGGCCGUCUCCUUCGCCAAGGAUUUCCUGGCCGGGGGCAUCGCCGCCGCCAUCUCCAAGACGGCAGUGGCCCCGAUCGAGCGGGUCAAGCUGCUGCUGCAGGUGCAGCAUGCCAGUAAGCAGAUCGCCGCCGACAAGCAGUACAAGGGCAUCGUGGACUGCAUCGUGCGCAUCCCCAAGGAGCAGGGCGUGCUGUCCUUCUGGAGGGGCAACCUGGCCAACGUCAUCCGCUACUUCCCCACGCAAGCCCUCAACUUCGCCUUCAAGGACAAGUACAAGCAGGUCUUCCUGGGGGGCGUGGACAAGCACACGCAGUUCUGGAGGUACUUUGCCGGCAACCUGGCCUCCGGCGGCGCUGCGGGAGCCACCUCGCUCUGCUUCGUGUACCCCUUGGAUUUCGCCAGAACCCGUCUGGCGGCCGAUGUGGGCAAGUCGGGCACUGAGCGCGAGUUCAAAGGCCUGGGUGACUGUCUGGUGAAGAUCACCAAGUCGGACGGCAUCCGGGGCCUGUACCAGGGCUUCAGCGUGUCCGUGCAGGGCAUCAUCAUCUACCGGGCGGCCUACUUCGGCGUCUACGACACGGCUAAAGGCAAGUUGCCUGAUCCCAAGAACACGCACAUUGUGGUCAGCUGGAUGAUCGCCCAGACGGUGACGGCCGUGGCCGGCGUGGUCUCCUACCCCUUCGACACCGUGAGGCGGCGGAUGAUGAUGCAGUCGGGGCGCAAAGGAGCCGACAUCAUGUACACGGGGACCGUGGACUGCUGGCGCAAGAUCUUCAAGGACGAGGGGGGCAAGGCCUUCUUCAAGGGCGCCUGGUCCAACGUGCUGCGCGGCAUGGGCGGCGCCUUCGUGCUCGUUCUCUACGACGAGCUCAAGAAGGUCAUCUAGGCGCGUCGCGCCGAGGCAGGGGACGGGGCGGGGCGG
Messenger RNA from Pteropus alecto (black flying fox), 995 nucleotides. RefSeq names its product solute carrier family 25 member 6 (gene SLC25A6). The record is from RefSeq and is a predicted model, not a curated record. The transcript is spliced from 4 exons. The coding region runs from base 63 to 959 and encodes 298 amino acids. Gene Ontology annotation, cellular component: mitochondrial inner membrane. Gene Ontology annotation, molecular function: ATP:ADP antiporter activity. Gene Ontology annotation, biological process: mitochondrial ATP transmembrane transport; mitochondrial ADP transmembrane transport. NCBI's taxonomy places the organism in Eukaryota, Metazoa, Chordata, Mammalia, Chiroptera, Pteropodidae.